AAACUCAAAUAAACACUGACAUGCAGCAUCUUAUGAGGAUGUGCAGCCUCCACAGGACACAGUGCAACAGCUAGAAGGACAAGGACAGCUGAAACUCUCUGUCAAGAUGAUCAAGUCCUUCAAGCAAACAUUUCUGUCCCUGGACCUGCAGUCCCCUCGCUGGAGUUCAGUAGAGGCAAAGGCAAAGGACUAUGAACUGCGUCAGUAUGAGACAGCAAAGUGGGUCAGCACAGUGAUCAGGGGAGAGACCCAGAAGGAAGCAAUGCGCCAGGGCUUCUGGAAACUCUUCCACUACAUCCAGGGAAAGAAUGAAAAAGAAGCCAAGAUUGAUAUGACCGUGCCAGUGACCUGCCUGGUAAAAUCGGGCUGCACAGACUUCAAGAUCUCCUUCUUUGUGCCAUUUGAACACCAGGACUGCCCUCCCCAGCCCACUGACUCGGAUGUGUUCAUUGAGGAACGGAAGGCAGCAGCUCUCUUUGUCCGGUCCUUUGGUGGAUUUGCCUCUCCAGAGAAAUAUGCUGAGGAAGCUGAUGCCUUGGCCAGAACCUUAAGAAACAGAGGCCAACCCUUCCACGAAGACUUCUUUUAUACUGCAGGCUAUGACAGUCCCUUCAAGCUCUUUAACAGGCAUAAUGAAGUGUGGUAUUUUAAAAAGUAACAUGAAGGGAGAAUAUUAAGAGGCUACUAAUCAGCUCUGGAUGAAAACAGACCUUAUUAUUGGCUUUUGUUUUAGUGCAGGAAAAGAUUUAACUUGCAUGUGGACACACUACCUAAAUUUAUUUUCUCUAGGAUGAAGUAUGUUCUGGAUAAAAACACUUCAAAAUGUAAUUCAAGAUCACACCAGGUGGAGUGGGCAGGAAACAAACUUACUCCUCUUAGUGAAAGGCACUAAGCAACACCAAUAAUCUGAAAAUAAUCCUGCUGAAGUUUAGCUUUACUUCUCACUAGAAGUACCACAGCACUAGUUGAAGUGCUACAGAAAAGAGUUCUUCAUAAGUGACUUUCAUAAGCUGACUUUUUGUACUGACAUCAUCCUUGAGAACAGAGAGCAAUUUAUAUGAAUUUUUCAGAGAAGCAAGUUUCCAUUAAGGAGCAUUAGAAAGCCAUAACAUCUUAGCAGGCCUUAGUGACUUACCAACAGCAACUGUUGUUAAUUAGUAUUAUCAAAAUUUUCCACCUCUCCAACUUUACUUUUUUCCCCUCAUGAAGGCUGAAUGUUGUUUAAAUCUGGACCCUUGGAAAGGUCCAAGUCAUGCACUUGUGUUCUGAGAUCUGCACCUGAACAUGUAAUACCAGGAUUACUGGUGGAAUAUUAUUUUAGUAGCAAAUUUACAAGUAUUAAGUUUAGCUGUCACUUGAAACACUCUAAGUUAUUUAGCUUUGUCUAAAUAUGGUCACCUGCAGCCUGCACACCAGCAGUAC
This is a messenger RNA of Ficedula albicollis (Collared flycatcher), 1422 nucleotides long. RefSeq names its product heme binding protein 2 (gene HEBP2). Gene Ontology annotation, cellular component: cytoplasm. The coding region runs from base 107 to 658 and encodes 183 amino acids. NCBI's taxonomy places the organism in Eukaryota, Metazoa, Chordata, Aves, Passeriformes, Muscicapidae. The record is from RefSeq and is a predicted model, not a curated record. The transcript is spliced from 5 exons.